Messenger RNA from Meriones unguiculatus (Mongolian gerbil), 3295 nucleotides. Its product is annotated as zinc finger protein 175-like. The transcript has 3 exons. Gene Ontology annotation, biological process: regulation of DNA-templated transcription. NCBI's taxonomy places the organism in Eukaryota, Metazoa, Chordata, Mammalia, Rodentia, Muridae. The record is from RefSeq and is a predicted model, not a curated record. The coding region runs from base 1064 to 2806 and encodes 580 amino acids.
GGUUAAUGACAAAGGGUUGAUAACUGAGUGAAAGUAAAAUAAAAUUGAGUUAACAAUUUUAUUGAGUCAGUUUUAUUUCAGUUUAUUUAUUUGAGUCAUGUGAUGUGUGCCUGUUUGGGAUUGUGCCCAUGAGUGCAGGUGGAGGCCCAAGGCCUCAUGGAGCUUGAGUCACAGGUGGUUGUGAGGCACUGAUGUGGGUGCUGGGAAUCAAGCUUGGUUUCAAACUUGUAGGACAGUGAAUGUAAAGAGUCAGUAUGGGCUAAAUAGGGACAUUUUUACAAAGUAUAUGCAGAGAAAAGGUUGGGCAGGACGAAUUAAGGAGCAGCUUUCAUUCUCCGUAGAACAUAGGAGAUUAAGCGGUAAAUGAGACCUUGGUGGUAGAUCAGAAUACCAUUAAACAGAAAGAUUAUUCUUUUAUUUGUUUCUUUCACUGUCAGCCAGAUGCUAAGGACUUGAUUCCCAGCGCCUACGAACACCUGCAUCUUAAUUUGGAAACUUCAUGUUGUUUAAUAUUUUCUCACAGCUAAAGGGUGGGAGAUCUGCAGUGAAUUCUUCCUAACCCUAAGUUCAAAAUCAUGUCUUUUUGUUUCCUGGAUCUUCAUAAAAGUAAGAAGUGGGGCUAGGCAUGGUGAUGCACACCUUUAAUCCAGGAGGCAGAGUCAGGAGGAUCUCUGAGUUUAAGGACAGUCUGGUCUACAGAGUGAACAGCUAGGGCUACACACAAAAAUCCUGUCUUGAGGAAAAGAAAAAAACAACAAAAAAAAAAAAAAAAGAGAGAGAGUUGGGCUUUUUGUAACCUUGUCCACUACUCAGCAAUGUCUAUAAGAUGGCUGUCAGGGCCUUCAGAACUUCAUGUGCAAAGGUUGGAUGAAUGUCUUACAGUCAUUGAUUUUCCAGAACUUCCCAGUGUCUUUGUAGAUUCCUGGGUCAGACCAUUCAUUCAUGCUGCUGAUUUCCCAGCACAACCAAGCUGAGCUCUACCUGUCAGCUCUACUCGGAGGCUCCAUAUGCUCACAACGAAUCCCGAGGAAAUUUGAGAUCUAGGGUAGACAUCACAGAGGACAUGUCUGCUGAUGUGAAUUUCUGCCAGAAGCCCCAGAAACUAGGAGCAGAGGAGCUGCACAAGUCAUGUGAGAGAUUAGUGACCUUUGAGGAUGUGACUGUGGACUUCAGCCAGGAGGAGUGGCAGUACCUGGACCCUGCCCAGAGAUGCCUGUACCAGGAGGUGAUGCUGGAGAUCUACAGCCACCUCUUGUCAGUGGGGGAAUCAAAGUAUGACUCACUACACCAAAUUUGUGAGAAAGCUGCUUUUCCAAAUGAUGUAUCAAGAGUAAUCACUAGCUGUGGUUCAUAUUGUUCCAUUCUAGAGGAACUGUGGCAGGAUGGAGACCCUAAACAGACAGAUCAGCAAAACCAGAUCACACCCUUGAGUCCUGGUGCUUUCUUCAAACAGAAAACACUGAUCAAAGACAAUGGUUAUAAAUGUGAAGCAACUGGGGGAUCCAUUCCUUUAGGCCCCCACCUUAUUCCUACACAAAAAAGAUCUCCAAGAUGUUACCCAUUUGAAAAAACUUUGCUGCCCAACCGUCAGGCAGAUAGUGAACAUCAGAGCAGUGCGACAAAGCAGCCUAAAGACAUUGUUGAGUCUUGUCAGUUCUUCACACAAGGCCUUUCUAAUGCUGUGUGUACAAGCCCUGACAGAGGAGAGAAAGUAUGCAAAGGUAAUCAGUUUGGAAACAUUGUCAGCCCUGAGCAACUAUUUAUGCAGCAUGAAAUUCUUGCCCAGGACCAGCCACUUGAAUAUAACAAAUAUAGGAAGAACCUCACUGCUAAAUCAACUUUGUAUCAGCAGCAAAUAACUAACACUACAGAGACACCUUUUAUUUGUCACAUGUGUGGGAAAUCGUUCCUUCAGAAAUCUGAGUUGUGUCUUCAUCCAGGAACAAACAGAGGAGAGACACCUUACGAAUGUCCUGACUGUCGGAAAUCUCUCACGAGUACAUCCAGCCUGCAGGUGCAUCAUGAAAUUCCCACAAAGGAGAAACCUUAUAUAUGCCAUGACUGUGGGAAACCAUUCAGUUAUGCAUCCCACCUAAAGGUGCAUCUUCGAAUACACACGGGUGAGAGACCAUAUGUGUGUUCUGACUGUGGGAAGGCCUUCAGCCAAAAGUCAGUCCUCACCACACAUCAGAGAAUUCACACUGGGGAGAAGCCUUACACAUGUAGCUACUGUGGGAAGUUGUUUGUUUAUGCAUCAGAUCUGAAGAAGCAUAAUCGGUUUCACACAGGGGAGAAGCCUUAUGAGUGCAGCGACUGUGGAAAGUUGUUCAGUAAUAAAUCCCACCUGCCUGUGCAUCAUCGGAUUCACACUGGGGAGAGACCUUACAAGUGCUGUGACUGUGGGAAGUCAUUCAGAAGAAAAUGCCACCUUAAAGUGCAUCAUCGGGUACACACUGGUGAGAAACCUUAUGUAUGCUCUGAGUGUGGUAAGGCCUUCAGCCACAGUUCAGUUCUCAGUACACAUCAGAGAAUUCACACUGGGGAGAGGCCUUACACGUGCAGCUACUGUGGGAAAGCCAUGUCUUCUAGAGCACAACGGAAUGAGCAUCUAAGGAUCCACACAGGUGAGAAGCCGUAUGUGUGCAUUGAGUGUGGGAAAGCUUUUAGUGGUAGAUCUUCUUUACAAGCGCAUCUUACAACUCACAGCAAUAAAAAACCUUUUAUGUGUCACAAAUGUGGGAAAGGCUUCCUGCGCAAGUCACGAUUGUUAUCUCACCAGCAAACUCACGCUGGUGAGAAUCCUUAGGCGUGCUGUGUGUGCACGCACCUAAGUUGACAGUUGUUCUGUCAACUAAAGGUACAUCAUUGAAUUGAAAUGGAAGGAAGAAAAUGUUAGUACUUUACUGGGAAGGUUUACAGUAGCUCAAGGCGCAUCGAUUUCUGUGCGGAAUGUUGAGGUAAGCCUUUUGGAGGCCCAUAGGGCAAGUGAAAUGUCAGCAAAUCCUAUGACUUCUCGAAAGGUCCUGAUCCACUGCACACAGUGUUGAUCUACUCCUAGCACGUGAGUGAAGUCUCAAAAUGGAUCCGAGACUAUUACGGUGACUGCUUCCCCCUUUAGGUCAGAGUCACUCCUAAGGUGACCCUGACACCCCCCCCCCAUCUCACAUUUCCUUAAAGUUGCACCAACCUGGUUGAUUGAUACUGGUGCUUGAGGCUAGCAUGGGAUGGUCUGAUUGGUCUUUCAAUCAUUUAAAGGCUGUUACACUGGACAAUAAAGUUAGAUCUGCACCAUUGA